Molecule: messenger RNA, 732 nt
Organism: Neohortaea acidophila
Lineage: Eukaryota; Fungi; Ascomycota; Dothideomycetes; Mycosphaerellales; Teratosphaeriaceae
Product: thioredoxin-like protein
Exons: 2
Coding region: 58-732 (224 amino acids)
Molecular function (GO): oxidoreductase activity
Source: RefSeq, a predicted model, not a curated record
CUUCCCUUCGACCUUUGUUCAUUUACUCUCCAUUCAUUAACUAGUGACGACGACAAGAUGGUCUACGAAUCAGAGAUCCAGUUUACCCUAGACACAAUAUGCCCAUGGACCUACCUGGCCAAACGCCGGCUCUCCAAGGCAUUGUCUCAACUCCCAGCAGACUGUCCCGUCAAAUUCACCACAGUCUACAAGCCUUACCAGCUGUUCCCUGAGGCCUCGCAAGAUGGCCAGGAUAAAUACGAAUGGUACAAGACGUUCCGCUACAACAACAGCGACGACCUGAUGCAGAAGUACACCAAGGUCAUGUCGUCGUACGGCGAGCCCGAGGACAUCAAGUUCAAAUUCGGCGGCUCCGUGGCCAACACCACGCACGCGCACCGACUGAUUCAGCACUACCAAGAAACCAAGGGGCCGGAGACGGCAGACCGGAUUGUGGACAGCUUGUACCGGCAGUACUUCGAGGAGGAGCGACAUCCAUCUUCCGACGACACUUUGCUACGGGCGGCGACGGAGGCGGGAGUCGACGAGGGCGAAGCGAAGAAGUUCAUCGAGGACAAGGAUGAAGGGCUGAUGGAGGUGAAGAUGGCCGUUCGUCAGCAGGCGGGCAAUCAGGUUGACGCCGUGCCUUACAUCGUCAUUGAAGGCAAGCGGCGGGACAUGCAGCUCGAGGGAGCGAAGGAAGUGCAGGAGUAUGUGUCGACGUUGAACAAGGUCAUCAAGGAGAGCGCAUAG